GCGCGCGGUGUGUAUGACCCCGCGGUAAAAUGGCGACCGCCAUGAUCGACUCGAAUCGAAGUCUAGAGGACCUUCAACAACUCCAGCCCGCCAGUUAAAAUGGAAGUUGUGAAUACAGAGACGAGGCUAGGCGAGGAAGUUCUGUCCCCCGUGUUCCUGAAGAACUCGAGAACUACUACAGCAAGGCCAACAUCCAGGACAAGGCCAGGUGUCUGGAACUGAUUACGUCAGUCAACCUUGGCCAAGAGCUGCGACGUCAGGCCAAACAGUCGGACACACGAUCAGACACACGAUUGGACACACAGUCGGUCAGACCUAGGUCAGCCAUGCCGGCAUUCGGACACAAAGAGACGUCUGCCUUGAAUCCCUACUCUACGUCAUAUGAAAGGGAUUUCCCGCCAAAAUCAGACUUUGGUGUCUGGGCUAUUCGCCCCAUGACAUCCGGCGGAUAUGCCACCACCGUCCCCAAGUCCCAACCCCCUGGCCCGACAACCUAUGACGUGGAGUUCUGCAAGAAGUCCCAGAGGCCGUCAAGUCCAGAGAGGGCUGGCACCGCUUCCGGUCAGAGAAACAAUCGACCCCACCCUACUCAGUCCUUCAUGGUGUGGCGACUGCCCCACAACUACCACAAAAACAACGUCCAGAACGAGGCUGUGUCGGAGGAACUGACCAAUGAGAAGCUGAAUCAGAUCACCAGACGGCUCUGUCACUCCACCUACCAGACGGAUUAUCUGGGCAUUCCGCAAGGUUUUCAGGUCAAGUCUGCAUUCAACCUGCCCAGCAAUUGGCGGGAAAAUGUGCCGUAUGGGAUGGAAUCAAACCAGCGUACAUCAUACCAGACGCCAUUUCAGCAGCAGCAGUUGGUUGUUCCAGUUACCCGCUACGGCAGUAACGGUCAGAAACACGUCCCAGCGUUAGCAGUCGUCCCCACAGCCAACAAGCGUCUGAUUGGCAUCAACGGGCGGACAACCUACGACAGGCACUACAACGAUAACGCUGGGCCUGUCAUUGAGCAGAUAAGGGACGUAGGCAAAAAACUGGGGGUCGAGGCUUUGAGGAAACACUAUCAGCAGAGUACAGGGCAGGACAAAGAGCUAAUCGGGAAACUUCUGGAAGAAUACAACAUCAACCAGACCCCCCUUGUGCCAGCAAUAGACAGACCAGUGUGCCCAACUCCCCCUCCCAAGUCCCGGGGGUCACCUUUCUCCCACAGGUCCCCCACCCCCAGCCAGGCAUCAAACCCCUACAACCCCUACACCGCCGGCCAGAUGACCAGCCGGAGUGUGCUCCCCACCCCUUCAGACAGACCCAGGGGCCAGUCAAGGCUACAGUCUAGUGUCAGCACAAGGAGGGGGUCACCGACCAAACUUCGGCCAAGCGUGCCAGCAGAGACCCCCAUAAUGAUGCCCCAACAGUCCCCUUUCCAGACCCAGAUGCCAGACACGCCCAUUUCAGUACCUUACACACCCCCUGCCUAUCUGUCGUAGAUUUAACACUUCAUUCUAUUUUUUUUACUUUUUUUAAAGAUAUAUUUCAAGCUAUUUCAAACUACAGUAAAUAUUCUAUAAUUCAAUGCCAAAAAAAAUACCUCUAGUCUAUUUACUUUCUCCACCAAAUAGAGAUAUUACAGUAUUGAAAAGUGUAAAUACACAAAGAGUUUCCUAUUAUAAAAUAAUAAAUCUAUUCAAAUGGCACUUGAAUGCAUUGAUAGAAUCCAAAUCUUCAAUGCCAAAAUUAUUUAUCUCAAAAUUGAUUUUUAUGUCUGUUCAUUUUUUAACAUUGUAAUUUAUUUUUAAAAAGGUAUUAAAUUGUUAUAUUAAACCACCUACAUUUUAUUUAAAGAAUUUUUAAGUCUGUUUUGCAGCACU
This is a messenger RNA of Physella acuta, 1868 nucleotides long. RefSeq lists its product as uncharacterized. Gene Ontology annotation, cellular component: cytoplasm. The record is from RefSeq and is a predicted model, not a curated record. NCBI's taxonomy places the organism in Eukaryota, Metazoa, Mollusca, Gastropoda, Physidae.